AUGGCUCCUCCCCUCGCCGCGGCAAUUGUCAAUCGAUUGACGGGCUUUUACCAAGCCCGUUUCGCCCAACGAGAAUCAAUGCGACUCCAGCAAGAAGCCAUCGACUUCUACCAGAACGUAAAAGACGCAGUAGAUAUUGCCGCAAUCGACUCCCUGACCCUUCAAGAAAGAAUCGAAGAUCUCGACUUCAGUCUCGCUGCCUUCCACGAACUUACCGUCGGUAUCCAUCAAGCCAUUGACCUCUGGGACUCCCUCCCGCCCAAGGAAACGGCAGGAGUUAACCUCCCGUGGCCAAAGUUUCCCAGGCCACCACCACCAACCGUUGAAUCCCCACCCCCACCACCAAACCCACCCCUCCAGUCACUUCCCAACGCACCGGUAUUAGCAGACCCCAAGGUAAGCAACGGCGCCCGCUGGCAGGCACAGUGGGCAGAGUGGCUCGAGGCACGCACCCUGGAUCCCGCAGACCUCGUGUGGUUCCCGACCCAGGAGGAACCAUUCUACAGCCAGGUGCAGGAGGCGCUGGGUACUUGUGAGGAGCGCAAGGUGCAGGUAGUACGAGAUGCCAAGUUCCAGAAGUUCUGGAAGGCUAAUCGACCGUGGGGUCGUUCGGGCGAGGGUGAGGAGGGUAAGAGUGUUUGGACACAACCUGCGCGGGAUCCUGAGGUGUUGAAUGGGGAGGUGUCACCAAGGACGGUGCCGAAGUGA
This is a messenger RNA of Dichotomopilus funicola, 708 nucleotides long. RefSeq lists its product as uncharacterized. Bases 1 to 708 code for a protein of 235 amino acids. NCBI's taxonomy places the organism in Eukaryota, Fungi, Ascomycota, Sordariomycetes, Sordariales, Chaetomiaceae. The record is from RefSeq and is a predicted model, not a curated record. The transcript has a single exon.